This is a messenger RNA of Pistacia vera, 3359 nucleotides long. RefSeq names its product mediator of RNA polymerase II transcription subunit 1. The transcript has 5 exons. The coding region runs from base 1101 to 2924 and encodes 607 amino acids. Lineage: Eukaryota; Viridiplantae; Streptophyta; Magnoliopsida; Sapindales; Anacardiaceae. The record is from RefSeq and is a predicted model, not a curated record.
UGUUCUUCAUACGUUUCAUUCUCAGUAUCCGAAACUAACAGAAAUUACGCCUCUCUCUGUCUCUCUUUUUCGCACGAGAACAAAACCCUAAUUUUCUUAUCACAACAAGACUCAAACCCCGUUUAACAUUCAAACUUCAUCUCCCACUAUAUAUAUUACCGUGGAACUUGUAUUAUUCUCUUCUGGGAAAACGCAUUGUUUGGAUUGCGAAUAUAAUACUAGGCGGUUAUUAAACGGUUACGUUUUUGGUAUAGUCAGGCAACAAUCAAUCAUUCAUUAGCAGGUUAGGGUUAGUUCUAUUCGAAAUCUGUCUCUCUCUACAACUUUCCCUGUAUUUUGUUGAGCAAAUAUUUCGCUGUUCAAACCCUAAGACCUGAACUUACGUAUAAUUCGUUUGUUGUUUUUUUUGUUUAUAUAUAUCUGCCUACAAUAACCUACACUCAUAAACUGUGUAUGUUUUAGGGUUUGUCUUUUUUUUUUUUUUUUUUUUUUUUUUUUUUUGGUUCUGGUUUUUUUUUUUUCUUUCUAAUUUUGCCGGUUUAUGGGUGUGAAUUAACGUCAAGGAAUAUUGGGUAUUCUUUCAUUGUUGCUACUCAUUGAUUGUCGUUUUCCCAUAAGGCUUUGGUGUUUUUGAAGAGAUGAGGGUCUAUUGAGUGUGGUGUUGCUUUUUUCUGUCUGCAAAUCCAUCUUUGAUUGAAGAUGAAAGCAUAGAGGCUAGAGAGAGAUAGCUUUUGGUAAAAUUCCGUCAAGUCAUGCCACUUUUUGUUGCCAUUGUCUUUGUUUCCGUACUCUGGUUACAGGCUUGUGUCAGAAUUUGCUUCUGUUAGUUUUUUGUAUUGAGUAAAAUCCCGUUGACUUAUAUUGUACCUGCAAGUGAAUUUAGAGCGUUUUGUGGUUAACUGGUGACUGACUUCAUUGGUUGCUUGGUCAAUUGUUGGUGGUUGUGAAACAAAGUCGGUAUUUUAGGAGAAAAGAAGGAUAGAAUUAGGGUUAGAAGGUAGUAACUUUCUAGAGAAGGAUAAUAUUCUGUUGGGAAGGGGUGGUGAAGAAGGUGAGCGAAGUGCAUCUCUUGUUAUAUUUGAUGAUGUUCAGUGCUCCUAAUGGAAAGAAGUGAACCUACAUUAGUUCCAGAAUGGUUGAGAAGUACUGGAAGUGUUACUGGCGGUGGCAGUUCAGCCCACCACUCCGUGUCAUCAUCUUCUCACUCAGAUGGAACUUCAUCUGUACAUCAAAUGAGAAGUAGGAAUACUAAGAGCAUAGGUGAUUUUGAUAGCCCUCGUUCUUCCUUUUUGGACCGGACUUCUUCGUCGAAUUCACGGAGGAGUUCUAGUAAUGGUUCUGCUAAGCACGCAUAUAGUAGUUUUAAUAGAAGUCAUCGUGACAAGGAUCGUGAGAGAGAUAAAGACAGGUUGAGCUAUGGGGAUCCAUGGGACCGUGAUUCUUCUGACCCUUUAGGAAAUAUCUUAAGCAGUCGGAUUGAGAAGGAUACCUUGCGGCGCUCUCAUUCAAUGGUUUCAAGGAAACAGAGUGAGAUCUUGCCCCAAAGGGUUGCGGUGGAUUCAAAAAGCAGCAGUAAUAGUAGUCAUAUCAACGGAAAUGGUGUGCUGUCUGCAGGUAGUACUGGCAGUAACAUCAAGAAGUCUGUAUUUGAGAAAGAUUUCCCCUCACUUGGAUCUGAAGAUAGGGGAGUGCCUGAUAUAGGAAGAGUCUCAUCUCCUGGUUUGAGCUCAGCUGUUCAGAGUUUGCCUGUUGGUAGUUCAGCUUUAAUUGGUGGAGAGGGGUGGACCUCUGCUCUGGCAGAGGUGCCCUCCAUAAUUGGAAGCAGUAGUUCUGGAUCUUCUUCGGCUCAAACUAGUGUAGCCUCUACAUUGUCUGGGCAGCCCAGUGCAAUGGCUGGUCUUAACAUGGCUGAAGCAUUGGCACAACCUCCAGCGCGGGCUCGUACUUCUCCUCAGUUAUCUGUCAAGACACAAAGACUUGAGGAAUUGGAAAUUAAGAAGUCAAGGCAACUAAUACCAGUGACACCCUCAAUGCCUAAGGGUUUGGUUCAUAGUUUCUCUGACAAAUCAAAACCAAAAACUGUUGUUAGAGCUGUUGAGAUGAAUAUGGCUUCAAAGAAUGGGCAGCAGCUGCCUUCUUCAUUGCUCCAGGCCAGUCAAUCUCUUCUUGGUGGAAAUGUGAAGUCUGAUGUGUCAAAGUCAUCUCAUGGGAAGCUCUAUGUUCUCAAACCUGCAUGGGAAAAUGGUGUCUCCAAUCCUCCAAAGGAUGUUGCUAGUCCCACAAGUAAUGCCAACAGCCGAGCAGCCAGUAACCAGCUUGCUGUUGCUCCAUCGGUGGUGUCAGCUCCUUCAAAGACGCCAAACAACCCCAAGCUUUCCUCUGGGGAGCGGAAGGCCUCUACCUUGAAUCCAAUUUCAGUAUUCCCUGUGGAAAGGAGACCCUCCUUGUUACAAACUCAGAGCAGACAUGAUUUCUUUAAUCACCUAAAGAAGAAAACCUCAGUGAACAGUUCUGCUCUCCCUGGAGAUUCAGGCUCUGAUAUCUCAUCUCCCACUGUGGAGAAAUCUGGAGAAGUACUGAAGGAAGUAGUUGGUGCUCCUGUCAGUCAUGCAACUGAUAAUGGUGUUGAGGUGACUGUCAAUGGUGAUGCCCAUGAAGAGGCUCAGAGAUUUUCGAAAGUGGGAGAGAAGAGUGUGAGCUGCUAUCCAACAGUGGAUCCAGAUGAGGAAGCUGCAUUCCUUCGUUCACUUGGGUGGGAGGAAAACUCUGGAGAGGAUGAAGGCCUUACAGAGGAGGAGAUCAAUGCCUUCCUUCAGGAGUACAAGAAAAGAGGUGGACAGUUGAAGCUGCCUGACUUUCAUGCGACCGGUGUUGGUGGUGCUUCUUCUGAAUUGAGCUCAUCUGACUCUGGAACUGAGGCCUGAUUAACUAGUUUUCUUACGUAAUAGAUCCAAGAAGUUCCAAUUUUUUAUGGCAGAUGGGUAGUUUCUUCUUUUUCCUAUUUUUAUUUCUCUUUUGUUUGAAGAAAAGCUGAUGAGUUGGGUAGAAAGAACGGUGGGUCAUGGGUGGAACUGCAUUUUGCAAAUAGUGCAAUAGUUUCAGAUGCCCCAAUCCUGCCUUCAUAAACAGGGGGAGUUUUUUAGGUUUCAGGGUUGUUUUGGAGAGGGUGGAUAGGGCCUGUUUUGUCUGCAGUGGAAGAUGCUUGGAGAGUUGCAUCUUUUGGGGUAUUUAGUUCUUUUCUUCCUUUUACUUUUCGAGAGGGGUUCGAUUCUACAAGAAAGAAAAGAAAGAAAAAGCUUAUGGUGUUUUUGGUCAAUUUUACGGAAAAAGGAAAUCAAAGAAGUUUCAUUUUUAGUUUA